AUGGGAAAUAGAGUGACCCUUUUGAUCAUGCUUUUCAUUCUUUGUCAUGGUGUGGCCAUGACAAUGGGAUUGUGGGGGAUGGAAACAGAAGAUAUAGAAAAUGGCUUACAUUCAAAGCCAAAGAAAAUGUUCUUGUUGCAAAACUCCAAGCGUUUGGUGAAGACUGAUGCUGGGGAGAUGAGAGUGUUGAAGAGUUAUGGUGGAAGAGUUUCUGAGAGACAAUUGCACGUUGGUUUCAUUACUAUGGAACCAAGCUCACUCUUUGUUCCUCAAUAUCUUGAUUCCACUCUCAUCUUGUUUGUCCGUUCGGGGGAAGCAAAGGUGGGAUUCAUAUAUAAUGAUAAACUGGCUGAGAGGGAAUUGAAGAACGGUGAUGUGUAUCAAAUCCCAGCUGGUUCGACAUUCUAUUUGUCGAAUACCGGAGAUAGUCAAACUCUGCAGAUUAUUUGCAGCAUUGAUCCAUCAGAGAGUUUGGGAGUUGGAAUUUUCCAGUCUUUCUAUAUUGGAGGAGGUGCCAAUCCAGUGUCAGUACUUUCCGGAUUCCAUCCUCAUAUCCUCGAAGCUGCUUUUAAUGUAUCAGGAGUAGAGUUAGGAAGAUUCUUCACAAGAAGACAUGAUGGUCCAAUUGUGCAUGUUGGUGAUUCACAUGCCAAGGCUUCAAGUUUAUGGACCAAAUUCCUUCAACUAAAAGAGGAUGAGAAGUUGCACCACAUGAAGAAAAUGAUGCAAGAUCAAGAUGAGGAAGAAGAAAAUAAUGAUGGUGAAGUAGCACAAAAAACAAGUUGGUCUUGGAGGAAGCUAUUGAAAACUGUCCUUGGCCAUGAGCUACCGAAGAAGAAAACCGAUCUUUAUAGCCAUCACUCCCCUCACUCUUGCAAUCUCUAUGAUAGAAAACCAGAUUAUAAAAAUAGUUACGGCUCGAGCGUUACUGUAGACGGUUCUGAUUAUUCUCCACUCAAAUCUUCUGGUGUUGGCAUUUAUCACGUCAAUCUCAAAGCGGGAUCGAUGAUGACACCGCAUGUAAACCCUAGGGCGACCGAGUAUGGCGUAGUGGUAAAAGGCUCAGGUAGAAUCCAAAUACUGUUUCCAAAUGGAAGCAAUGCAAUGGACACAGAAAUAAAAGAAGGAGAUGUUUUCUUUGUACCAAGAUACUUUCCAUUCUGUCAAAUAGCAUCAAGUAAUGAACCACUAGAUUUCUUCGGAUUCACAACUUCUUCAAAGAAGAACAAGUCACAGUUUUUGGUGGGUGCUUCAUCACUUAUGAAGACCAUGAUGGGACCUGAACUUGCUGCUUCUUUUGGAGUUAGUGAGGAUAGAUUGGAAAACAUCCUCAAUGCACAACAUGAGGCUGUUAUUCUACCAACCCCAUGGACUAAACAUGAACAACAGAGCUAUCAUAACAAAGUGGAUUUUGAGAUGCCUCCAAAGGUAGAAACAAUCAUGACAUGAUUAUGGGGAUUGAAUUUGAGACAUAGUUUUGAGCAGCCAAUUUUCAUGUAUGGUGGUUGAUUGCAUGAUGAUGGUCAUAAGACACACGUCAUUUUUAUUUUCAUCAAUAAUCUUCAUACCAAACUCAUUGUUGAAACCUUUGUAGCUCAAU
Molecule: messenger RNA, 1600 nt
Organism: Vicia villosa (hairy vetch)
Lineage: Eukaryota; Viridiplantae; Streptophyta; Magnoliopsida; Fabales; Fabaceae
Product: vicilin-like seed storage protein At2g28490
Exons: 4
Coding region: 1-1449 (482 amino acids)
Source: RefSeq, a predicted model, not a curated record